GCUGGUGUUGCUAUUGCCGGCUUUUUUCGAUUUUCUGCUGUUUGGUUUUGUUCGAAAAUCUGCGCGUCUCAGUUGAAGUGAGCCAGCCGUUUCGGCAGUUCGUUCGUACGUUGGCACGUUCGUUAUUGGUUCAACAUCUCGAUCGUUUGUUUGUUUUAUCGCUGGCUAGUGGCGUAAAAUUACGUUUUGUCGUCGUUGUUAAAACGCAAUUGGCGCGAGUUGAAAUUUCUUUAUGUUUUUAUGUUUACGCGAAAAAAUGUUUUUUUUUUAACGAAAGUUGUUGAAGUGAUUGCUUACUUUUUACUGUUAUUUGUGUUAUGUUAAAUAGCGGGAAAAACACAGAAAUGUUCUUUUGCUGAUUUUCAAAAGAAGAAAGUUUUUAGUUUUGAAUAAAUAGAAAAAAUUAUAAAAAUUUAAAAAUUUUGAAUUGGUAGCUUUAAAAUACUGUUAGAAAUUAUAAUAAAUACAAAAUUUCACACACACUUACAUACAUAUUUGUCGACCAGUGCCUGUGCUUUGCGUUUUUUGCAAUAAUUCGCGAAAUUUUUUUGAAAGUUUGGCCUAAAGCGCACUUCUGCUAAAGCUAAUUAAUUGCCAUACAAACGCAUACAGACGAGUGUGUGUGUGUGUGAGCGCGCAAAGUGUUGCACAGUUGGAAAAAAAAGCAAAUAAAAGCGACGUACCACAAAAACAACAACUACUAAGUGUGUGUUCAAAAACCAAAUAAAUAUUUUAAAUAUUCGAAAUUAAAUAAGUGUUUGAGCAUAGUGUUGAUUUGCAUAAAUACGCGUGCAUGUGUGUGUGCACAAACACAUAAAUAUUGUUAAAUCAUAUACAAGAGCUGCAAUUAAAGGCAUACUUGUCACAGUGCCACAGUGCAGUGCGAAAAUUCUUAGCAAGAUGCAAAUUUAAAAUAUUCUUUGUUAUUGUUGGUAUGUUUCUUCGGAAAUAAAUAAUAAAAUAGAGUAAAAUAAUUGAAUAAAAGUGCCUAAUGUAUGUAUGUAGAUGUGUGUGUGUCUGCAGCUGUUGCAGCGCAUAGUUUGCAUUUCUUAAUAAAACCGAAAUUUAGUGCAUAAAAAUAAACAACAACAACAACAAAAGUAAUAUCAGCUAUAUCAGUGCUUUAAAAACAACAAAUAAAUAAGAAAGCCAAACUAAAUUCCGUAUGCAAACAACUGCGUUAAAAGUACGAAAAUAACAAAUUUUCGGCCGGAAGCUGAGGCUAACGGAAAUUUGCUGGACUGCAGUGCGGAAGUCAGUGCAAAGAUCCCAAAGGCAACAGUUGCGGCACUUAAUCAUAGACUAAAACAAUAAAAAAAAGCAAAGCUACUUCGUAGCCGCCAACUGCCAAGCGUCAACCAGUGACAGCUACUGCCAAAGUAAUCCGCUUGGCAACAGCUGUCACCACUCAACUCAGUACGGAAAAUGUUUCCCCGCCUGCCCGGUCCAAUUGGAGCGGAUAUCUUUCUCGGUGCCACCACCACUGUGCGCACAGUGUUCCCGAACUCGCGACUUGACUCGCUAUCCGGCAACAGCGGCGGCGGCGGCAACAGCGCGCAAAAUGUGCAUCAUCACACGCACCUCAACCACCAACAGUCUCACGACGGCUCCGUCACACCAUCGCCCGCUUUCGGCAAUCAGCUGCAAUCGCCGUACGACUCGACCAACACCAAUGAUUUCGCUGCCACAGCGACGAUGGAUGCUGACAGUGGCGGUGGCGGUGGCAGCGUCAGCAGCAGCUUUAGUCCACUAGCUGCCGCAGAUGCGGCGAGUAAUAAUUACCUGCCCGAAGACGAUGCAGACUGGUGGUCGAAUGCCAUCGAAGAGGACACUUUCGACUCGCCGCUCGCGUUCGAUAGCAGCGAGAAUGGUUUGUGGAAUGGGCGUUUUGUACCGCCACCACCACGCCCACCAUUCCUGGAUGACGGCGUCGCCGCGGACGGACUUACCACCUGUGAUUUAUGUACGUGGGCAUGGCAGCGCAAUGCCUACUCGCUAGAUGGAUCGAUUGAUCACGCCGGCGAAUUAGGUUGGGCGUUCACCUUAAUCAUAGUUUCAAUCAUAUCAGCUCUUAUAGGUGCUAUUGUAAUGGUCAUAGUUCUAAGGUGUAGAAGAAUAAAAUCAGCGAACGGUAAUGCUGGUCGUACACAACCUUGGUGGUGUCGUAACAAUCGUAAUGGCGGCUCGAAUGGUCGUUCCACACUCUCCAUCAAACAUCAAGCCGAUAGCAUACGAAGACGUCCGAAUAGUAAUUCUGGUGUUUGGUCAUGGAGUCGGCGCUCUUCGGCUAGUCCCGAUCAAAUUGGACCACCAUCAUCGUCGCCCGCCGAAAAUCAUUAUACACACAUGGACGAUGCAUACAGUCCAGUUAAUGAGGCAUUGUACGCUGAAUUGGACCGCGAAUCGGUACGUUCGGCAAAUCCGUCAUAUCAAAAUACGGCCUACAGUCAGUGUGGUGAGAAAUACAAUUUCCAACAACACGAACAGGACAUUCCGAUGGUGGUGUCAUCAGCGCCCAGUAGCGCCUAUUAUUCUGACCUCUCGGUGACCGCCGUGCCAGGCGGCGGCAAUGAGCGUGCCUACGAAAUAGUCGGCCUAACGGUCAUGUCACAACCACUCCCCAAUUGGGAAGGCAGCAGCGGUGGCGGUGUUGCGAAUAGUGGCGUCUUGGGCAUGGGUGUUGGCGGCACAAUGAGCGGCAUCGGCAGCGGCGGACCGAACGAAGCCUCACAGCGGCGCAUACCACGCUUGGCGGCCAUCAACGAGACAAGCACAAGCACUGUGGCGGCAACAGUGCCCUCAGACUAUGUAUGAGAUACGGAGGAUGAGCGGCAGUGCGAGGAGGGUGUAUAGCGAUUUUAAAAAGCAUUUAAAUGAAAUUAUUUCGAAUAUGCACUUGACGCAAUGUAGCAUACUUGCGGGCGUUAGUUGUUAAGAAUGGCAGCGAGAGCGUUGAUAGGUUGCUGUAGAGGGAGAGUAGCAGAGAAAUGUAAAAAAAAAUAUCAUAUUUAGGGCAGAAAAAAAAAACGAAAAAAGAAAUUCAACGAGCUUAUAUUUGUUAAUAAAUAAUUUAUUGUGAAUUAUUCAAAACUGUUGCAACAGUGAGAUUCUUGAAAGCAUAAAGCGCUAUUUAUGUAGAGUUAUAUAAUAUUAGAUUACCAAUUAUUAUUAUAUAUAUGUAUACGUAAUAUGUAUCUUUGAGGUAAAUAUAAUGUUGAAGUGCUUAAGAAUAUUUAUAGAAUUAUAUAAUACAUUAUGGUAUGAAAUUGACGGUGAAGAAAGAAAAUAAAAUUAUUGUAAUUAUUCUAUUGUAAUUGAGUUAGUAAGUAAGUCUGUUAAGGUUUAACGAUUUAAUCGUUGGUGAUAUUUAGCCUAAAUAUUUAGUGUGGACCCAUAGAUGUGCAAAUUGGCGUUCAAAUAUGAAAGUAUAAUUUGUAUAUGAAAUGCAGUAUACGUUUCGAAAUACACACACAGAUGUGUAUAUAAAUAUGUUUUUGAAUAAGCAACAGCUAUCUAUGUAUACAAUAAACAAUGAGCAAGAAAAGAAAAACAAAAAAAAAAAUAUUUAAAAAAACAAUAUUUAAAAAGAUUAAAAAAAGCUACGCGAGUUAAACAUUAUUAGAGACAUAUUGAAAUCCUUAAAGGAACAUAUUAGAAUAAUGCAUAUUUAUCUGUUAAGCGUGCGUGUAUGUAAAAUGUACAUAUAUACAGUUAACCUUAGUUUGUGUAUGUAUAAAGUUAUUGCAUUUAAAUGAAAAAAAUUACAUAUUUAUAUAUUGUAAAUGUUUCCGUAUUGACUGAGCCUAUUUACUUGCAUAUGUAUGUAUGUAUGUAUGUACAUAUGUACUUUUAACUAUACUAAUAUCACAAUAACACGUAAACCAAUAACAAUGACCUUGCCUAAUAUUAUAUAAUGCAUAUUGCAUAUGUACAUACAUUAUUUUUACAUGCAUAUGUACAUAUACAUACAUACAAUUAUUUACAACUUAAUUGUUAUAAAACAAAUAUACAUUCAAUAUUUACAAGCUGCUGAUUUCAAGGAAUAUUCUGAUGUGCUCUAGCAAGUAAGCGUUAAAAUGAAUAAUCAGAAUGAAUUUAUAUAUUGUACAUACAUAUUUACAAAAUAUUCAAUUUAAAGGUGUACUUAUUUACAAAAAAAAAAACAAAACACAACAUUUUCGGCUUAUGUAUGAAAGUUGUAAGAAUAUCUGUUUUAAGAGAUACCUUCUCCUUUUUACCUUUUAUUUGUUAGAAUUUUUGCAACAGCAUUUUGUUAAACUAAAUAUACGCCUAGCAGCUAAAUACUUACAUAUAUUAAUUAUUACGAAAAUAUUAUUACUUUCUGAACAAUUUAAUUCUAAAAUUUUCAUUCUUGACUUGACGAGUAUGUAAAUUAUAAAAUAUAUGUGAACGUAAUAUAGUUUAAUAUAUUUUAAGAAAAUAAAGAAUGAACUUUUAAUAAAAAAAAAUGUGCUUAGCGGUUGUUAAUUUGUUCUUCUUUAUACUGUGAACCAGGGUUGAAAAUAAUACAUUAAUGAAAUAACUAAAUUAAAAUUUGAAUUUAAAUAUUUAUAA
Molecule: messenger RNA, 4575 nt
Organism: Bactrocera oleae (olive fruit fly)
Lineage: Eukaryota; Metazoa; Arthropoda; Insecta; Diptera; Tephritidae
Source: RefSeq, a predicted model, not a curated record